AUGAGUGCUUUUAUACGUCCUCACUCAGAAUGCCUGAACAGUAGAGCACGCAUACGGCAGAAUGGCAACGGGCGUGAGAAUGCAAAAGACACGCUCUGUAGGAAUGUGACGAUAUAUGGCCACUGCCGCUAUGAGGAUAAAGGAUGUGCUUUCAAUCAUGAUCCAGUCAAAUCACAGCCUAACAGUCAAGUGGAAAGCAUCAAGAAGCGCUUUAAUAUUGCUUCACCGAGCUUUACACCUUCGUCACUUGCUGUGAAUGGCAACCAUGCUACACCAAAGACCCUAGGUCUUUCCCCCAAAGCAGCCAAUGCUGCACCUUUCAAACCCAGAACCCUUACCCCAGGUAACAUCGUACUCAUGUCCUAG
Molecule: messenger RNA, 366 nt
Organism: Letharia lupina
Lineage: Eukaryota; Fungi; Ascomycota; Lecanoromycetes; Lecanorales; Parmeliaceae
Exons: 6
Coding region: 1-366 (121 amino acids)
Molecular function (GO): metal ion binding
Source: RefSeq, a predicted model, not a curated record